Stylonychia lemnae is the source of this 2571-nucleotide messenger RNA. NCBI's taxonomy places the organism in Eukaryota, Ciliophora, Spirotrichea, Sporadotrichida, Oxytrichidae. The record is from the annotation of a GenBank genome assembly.
AUGCUGCGAACAGUUAAAGCACAACUAAUCAUCAUGUAUUUUAAUCAUUUAGAAGUUAUUAUAUUAUUUAUAGAGUAAAAAGAAGAAGAAUCAUCACAAGACAAAAUGCUAGAAAAUAGAGAAGGAAUUCAGAGGGCUGGAUUGGUUUGGACAACCAAUUAUAGCAGUGCUGGGAUCUUCAGACCUCAAAAUUAUUUUUUCGAUUUCGCAUUUCAACUAAACAAUAAGACUUUAGAUCCUAGAUAUGGGCAUCUCUCAGUUAACUAAGUGAAGUACUAUAUAAGUGACGAAGUGUUGGAGGAUGGAACUCGAAAGAGAUUGAAAAAAUUGUCGCCCUUAAAUUUUACAUUUUGCCAAGAUGAUCUUUUCAACUACACAAAUAAAUAAGAAUUAAUGACUUUAGGAAUAAAUGAAUAUUUCUGUUUGAAAGAUUAAGAUUACACACUACAAGGUGGCUACUACGACGAAGUUUAUGAAUAUCUAGAGAUUAAGCUAUACAAAUGCUAAAAUAAGUCAGAUAAUGAUAGUUGCUAUCCAAUUGAAAUGAUUGAUUAAUAUUUCUUAGAUGAGGAGUUAACAUUUGCAUUUACAAAUACUUAUCUUGACUAUAGAAACUCCUCUACCAAAUCUAAAAAUAAGCUGUUUAUUGAUGACUCUUUUUACCUUGAGAUUGAUUCUUCUAGAAACAAGAAAGCCAAUUUAUAUGUACAAAAAUAGGAGGCUAGCUAUCAAGAUGAUUAUAUUUAGUUUGGUUAGGAAAGAAAUGAGGAGUUUUUUUAAGUUUAAAAUAUACAACGAUUUGAUGAUAAUUACUCUCCAUAAUCUGGUGUUCUUGCAGCUGUUUAUAUUAGAUUUGACAAUAGAUAUGACAUCUACCAAGUUAAAAAUUACGCCUUUCUAGAGUACUUAGGUGAUAUCGGAGGACUGUAUGGUGCAUUAUCUGGUAUUGGAAUUAUUUUUGUGAGUUUCUUUAGCUAGAGAAUGUAUAUCUCAGACAUUCUAAAAAGAAUUUAUUAAGUUAGAAAAAGUCCUUUGAAGUUAGAGUCUGAGAUUUAGAGACAAUAAAGAAAAUCGGAUCCAGAUAAUAAAAAACUAUAGAGAAGAUUCACUUUAAGAUAAUAUCACCAAUAUUCCUCUCAAAAACUGAAAUAAGAAUAAAGCAAUACAGCAUAGUAAACAACUGUAAAAAUAGAUUGUGAGGCCCAAUCUUAGGAUUCAAUCUAAAAAAAGUAUUAGCAAUAGGAUAAAGUAGGAAAUGGAAGCUACAGUAGCAUUGAAAAAAGUACAGAUGAGCAAAAGCAAACUUCAAUGAAGGUACUGUAGAAUGAGAAAUUCAAUAAAAGUGAUAAUGAAAAUUAGAUUAAAUAUAAUGAUAAACCUCAAAGAAGAGCUCCUUCAAAUUCUCUAAAAAUGAUAAAAAUUGAUAGUGCUCAGUUAAGAAGAUCUAAAACAUCGGCUUUUGAAGAUUAAAAAUUUUAAAGUGUGGUCAUAGAUACUCCAAAAGACAGAGAAUAAAAUGUAGCUAAGCAACUAGAUGAAAAGACAUAACUAACUUUUAAAGAUUUAGAAGAAGUGAUUUUAUCUAUAAUACAUAGAACACAAUUCAAAUACGGGAUUAAAAAAAUGAUUGAUUACAUGUUCAGAUGCAUUUGUCUUAGAAGAAAGUAAUCUCUUAGAUUUGAUAAGUAAAACAAGGUUCACUAUCUAUUUAGAAAGGGUAAAAAGAAGCUAAAGAAGGAAUUAGAUAUUAUCAAGCUUUUGAAGUCAUUGAGAAAAUUUAAGCUUUUAUAGCAAGCAAUGUUGCCUCAAAAGAGUAGAGUGCUCUUGUCAUAUCAGAGAUUUAAUUUGAUUGAAACAGACUCAUCUUCAUCAGACUCAGAUGAUGAUAAGAAGUAAACUACUACUUUAAUGGAAAGCAAAAAUCCACUUAUUAGGCUAUUCAUGUAUGGAAAAAUUAAAAAGAUGAUGCAGUAAUUCCUUGACAAGAAUGUAGAACCACUUGAGUUUAAUUUGGUCAGAGGAGUAUUCAAGAGGAGAUUAAAAGAUUUCUCUGAAAAAAUGAGGGAAGUUGAGGAUAAUUUGAAUGUGUAUAUGCGUAAUCCAAGCUAGGUGCUGGUUUUGGAAUAGAAUAACUCAAAAAAAUAUGAAAAUUUCGGCUAUGCUAUAGAAUAGCAAAUUGAUUUAAAUCUAAGGAAUCAAACACCAACGGAAAAUAAUAAUAAGAGAGCAGGAAUUCUUAAGAAGAUUUAAGGUUUUAAAACUAUUGAGAAUCAUUGCACAGAUUUCGAAAUUUCAGAUUCUGAAGCUUUUUCCCAGUCAGAGCAAGAGGAAAAGAAUGAAUAUGGAGUUGAAGAUAUUCAAUUAAAUAGGGACUAUCAUGAAGAAGAGAUUAACAAUUAUGAUUCAACUAGAGGUUUGAAUUAUUAUCUGUAGACUACUGAAAAGAUUAUUGAUGAAAAUUCAAAUGAGGUUCAAAAUAGUACUGAUGAUUAUCAAAAAGACAAAAAGCAAUAUUAAGAAUAGAACUAGUACUUAGAUAAGAAAUUUAAUGAAUCAGAAGAUUCUUAAUGA